Molecule: messenger RNA, 1402 nt
Organism: Falco peregrinus (peregrine falcon)
Lineage: Eukaryota; Metazoa; Chordata; Aves; Falconiformes; Falconidae
Product: cytochrome b-245 light chain
Exons: 6
Coding region: 98-649 (183 amino acids)
Biological process (GO): superoxide anion generation
Cellular component (GO): NADPH oxidase complex
Molecular function (GO): heme binding
Source: RefSeq, a predicted model, not a curated record
GGGGCGGGCCCUACGGGAGGGGGCGUGGUUGAAUAGUCUUCCGGGUCUGGCCGAACCGAAUCGGGCCGAGCGGAGCCGAAGGGACUCGGGCGGCGCCAUGGGGCAGAUCGAGUGGGCCAUGUGGGCUAACGAGCAGGCGCUGGCGGCCGGGCUCAUCAUGCUGACAGGUGGCAUCGUGGCCGUGGCAGGGCAGUUCAAGGACUGGUACUUUGCGGCGUAUGCCAUCGCAGCAGGUGCCUUGGUCUGCCUGCUCGAGUACCCCAGGAGCAAGCGGAAAAAAGGCUCCACCAUGGAGAGGUGCGGCCAGAAGUACAUGACAGCGGUGGUGAAGGUGUUUGGGCCCCUCACAAGGAAUUACUACAUCCGAGCCAUCCUGCACGCCGCCCUGGCUGUCCCUGCUGGUUUCCUCCUCUCCACCAUCCUGGGCACCGUCUGCUUGGGCAUCGCGAGCGGCAUCUACCUGCUGGCGGCGGUGCGUGGGGAGGAGUGGAGACCCAUUGAGCAGAAGCCCCCAGAGCGGCUGCACAUUGGGGACACCAUCAAGCAGCCACCCAGCAACCCUCCGCCCCGGCCCCCCGCCGAUGCCCGCAAGAAGCAGCCGGUGGAGGUGGGGGGGCAGGUGAACCCCAUCCCUGUUGAGGCUGAGUAACGGAGGGGGGGGGCGCCUCCUGUCACUGCUGCACCGCUCGUGCUCCUGCUUCCCAGAUGCACCCCAGCCCCUCGUGGGGAAACUGGGGUGCCUGGCUCCUGGGGAUCCCCAAGUCCUCAGGGCUCCCCAGCUCCUUGGUGGGUCCCCAGCUCCUGGGGAUGCCCGAAUCCUUGGGGAUCAUCAGUUCCCCCUGGGCUCCCCAAGGAAUCCCUAAGUGCCCAGGAAUUCUCAGCUCCCUGUGAGGUUUGCAGCUCCUGGGAAUCCCCAAAUCCCAAGGGAUGCUCAGCUCCUCAGGGGCUUCUCCAGCUUCCAGGGGCUCCCCAGCUCCUGAGAAUCCCCAAAUCCUUGGGGAUGCUCAGCUCCCUGUGGGGUUUCCAGCUUCCAGGGGUUCCCCAGCUCCUGGGGGUGCUCAGCUCCCUGUGAGGUUGUCAGCUGCCAGGGGAUCCCCAAAUCCCCGGGGAUGCUCAGCUCCUCAGGGGCAUCUCCAGCCUCCAGGGGCUCCCCAGCUCCUGGGGAUUCCCAAAUCCCCAAGGAUGCUCAGCUCCCUGCUCUCCAAGCAGUCCCCAGUUCCCUGAGGUCUCCCCAAAUCCCUGGGGAACACCAGCUCUCCAGGAAAUGCCCAGCCCCCCCGAGGGGUCCCCAAGCCCCGCAGCCCUGUGGGGUGGGAUCAGGCAGCUCUGCUCCCUGCACCAGCUCUCACUGUUUUUUUUGUCACUUCUGCGGUUGCUGUUGCAAUAAAAAGUGGGAAAGGCA